Messenger RNA from Ogataea angusta, 903 nucleotides. RefSeq lists its product as uncharacterized. The record is from RefSeq and is a predicted model, not a curated record. The transcript has 2 exons. Gene Ontology annotation, cellular component: mitochondrion. Lineage: Eukaryota; Fungi; Ascomycota; Pichiomycetes; Pichiales; Pichiaceae. The coding region runs from base 1 to 903 and encodes 300 amino acids. Gene Ontology annotation, molecular function: ATP hydrolysis activity; ATP binding.
AUGCGAAUUGAGCUGCUGCAGUUUGUCAACAACGGCUCGUUUGGCCACGGAGCCACCAACUCCUCCGGCGGAUUUACUCAUCUAUCCAGCCGAUACGAAUUUUUCAAAGACCGCGAGGUGGACGAGCUGGUGGCCGAUUUUGUGGCCAACAUCUCGUACAAUUCACAGCACAAAAAAGAUCCGCGGCUGCUGGACGAGAUCCUCGAAAAGGUCGAUCUCAAGGGCUUCGAGCAGAAGUAUAUCACCACGCUCAGUAACGGACAGUUCCGCCGGGCCCGCAUAGCAAAAAGUCUCUACGGCAGGCCAGACCUGCUCAUGAUUGAGGACCCGUUUCUGGGGCUGGACCCUGUUGCGAAAAAUACCGUGUCGCGUGUUCUGGAGCACACAGGCGCCCCCACCACCGUGUGUCUUGGGCUCAAGCUGGAGGACGAGAUCCCCGAGUGGAUAGAGAAGGUGGCCAUUGUCGACCGCAUCGGUAUUGUUGAGAGUGGCAACAGGACGGAUCUGGCAGGAACACUGACCAGCCUAUGCACAGCACACAGGGAAGAGCAACAACAGUUGAAAAGCCAGCUGGAAGCCAAGCUCUACCAUCCUCACGAACAGACCUCAGAUCGCUCCGAAACACCAUUGUUGGAGAUGUGCGACGUGAACGUACUGUACCGGGGCAAGCAUGCCUUGAAGAAUCUGAACUGGACUGUUCGGGACGGCGAGAAAUGGCACAUCAGAGGCAAGAAUGGAGAAAAUCGCCAAGUAUCUGGAAAACGUCGGUCUGCUGCAAUACAAAGAUACAAAGUUCAAAGACCUGCCUGUGAGCAGUCAGAAAAUGGUGCUUUUGCUGCGCGCAAUGAUCAACCAGCCAAAAAUAUUAAUUCUGGACGAGUCGCUCAGUGCCAUGUCCAAUGA